GAGAGACUUACAAUCAGUGCUGAAACAGGCAGAAGUUGAUGAUGAGUGGACUGUGAGGAAGACAGGAGAGCAUGAAGACUAUAUCUACACAGCUCACAGGAGACACAGACAGACAGGAUGAGAAGUUACAAAAAUAUACUAUACCUUAAAAAUAUCUGUUGAGAUCUUGGAUGCCUCCUAUCUGUAAUGACAUCACUUCCUGAAUCCCUCAACUCACAAAGACGGUGAUUGGUUGGAACUGUUAGUCUUUAUGAUGUCACUGGCGGUGGAUGAGACGGCCGGUGACCUCCCCGUGAGGGACGUGGGCUUGAGAGGACUCAUACCUGUUCUCACAGACACAAUUCAGGAUACGAAGAGCUGGAGAAGACCACCACAGGUGCUCAAGAUAAAGGAUCGUCAGCGUUUGUUCAGAGUACCACGUGAGCAGCUUGAAGAUCAGUGUCUGCGUUUGCAGGAGGAAAACACACUUCUAAAACAACACAGCCGCACACAAGAGCAAAAACUACGCAGGUUCUCAACUAAACUGCUGCGAUUGAAGCAUGGACAUCAGGCUGGUGGGAGGGAUGCAGAGCUGGAGGACAUGAUUCAAGAGCUGGAGGCUCGUGUAGCGACUCUUGAGAGCCAGAAGGGGGCGCUGCAGAGUAAACUCAACUUAGCCAAGCAACAUAUCUUAGACCUAAGGGUCAGAACCCAUAACAGGCCACGGACAGGACGAGGUGUGGAUGGAGAUGGAGGGGUCCGUCGAGCUGCUCAAACCGCUCCUGCCCGCUGUGGACUCAUCUGUCUGGAUGACACCAGAGGAGAGAUAGACAGAGUAUCUACUAUUAUAGAGACACAGCAUGGGAGGGUGGCAGAUAUGGAGUUAACUGCUCAGUCUCUUAGAGAAACACUCAGAGACAAAGAGAAAGAAAUUGAAGAUAUCGUCAAAGACUUACGCAAACAACAAGCUGACGGACACAGGCUCACCAUUAAAGAUAAUGUAGAUGUGAUCAGACUGCAGAAGCAGCUCUCUGAAAAGAGCGCUGCCCUUCUGGUCAUUCAGGAAAAGUUCACUGCUCUUCAGGAGGCUUAUGAGAACCAGCUAGAGGAGGGCCAAAGGGCUUUAAAGGAGAGUCAAGGCACUCUGCUGGAGAAGGUGGAGGAACUGAGUGAUCAGUUGAAGCAGGAGAAGCAGAGAGGAUUGACACUGGAGGGCCAGCUCAACACUGCCACACUAUCACUGCAUGCUCUGGGGGAGCUUCAGGAGAGAGUUUCAGACCUGGAAGGGGAGAGGAGCCUCUUAAAGAAGAGCUAUGAUUCACUUCUGGAGAGCACAAUGUCUGCCCAGAGCCAUCAAGAAGAACACAAAGAUAGGGAGGAGAGAACAAAGGAACCGUUGAGAGAGGAGAGGUGGAGAGAGGAGGUACAGAAGCUUGAAGAAAAACUGGAAGAAGAAAGGAACGUGAGGAAAAUGAUGGAGCAGGAGAAGGAAAAACUGAGACAUGAGAAUGAAGAAGUUCAGAAGGAGAAGGAGCGAGAUAGAGACAUGGUUAUGUUCCUUAGAGGAAAACAAGACUGCUUGGAGCAAGAAGUCCUGCAACACCGACAGGAAGUCACAUCUUUGCAAGAGAAACUGGACUCAGUUACAAAAGAGUUUGAUAUGAGUGUGGAAGAUCUGAGUGAAACUCUGUUGCAGAUUAAGGCCUUCAGAAUGCAGCGUGACACUCAAGAAGUGAUGCGCAUCUUUAACUCAGAUGGAAAGUUAGAAGACACAUCUCGGGACUUAACUGCCAUUCAGGCCUCAUAUGCAGAGACUGUUCUAGAACUCCAGAAAACUAGAGACUUAUUGUUACUACAGCAUCGCCUAAACGCUGACCUCCAGAACGAGAUGAAGACAGUUAUGGAGAAAUCUGAAAGAGAAAGAGAGGAGAAUAGAAGGAGGGCUGGUGAGAAAGACAAUUUGUUGAAAAGCAGAGGCCUUCAAAUCAGCAAUUUACAAGCUCAGCUCAAAGAGUUAGUGUACAGCCCCAAAAACUAUAAACGGACCAUUCCACUGCAGUACACCUGGACCGGACUGGAACAACAGUCAGUUCAACCAACUGAAGAGAGCACCAUAUUCACACACUUACGUGGGGGGGAAUCUCUUCUGGAAAUCCAUCUUACUGGGGCCACCUUCACACCGCUGGGACUGAGAGUCAUGGGACAAGACACAGGAGAGCACCAAGGGGUCGUGACAUUUUGCACAUAUGGCUUCCUUGACUUUGAGACACUCUCAACUCCAUUAAUGUCAGGUGGACAGCCAAACUAUGGCUUCACGUCGCAUUAUGCACUUUCUUCCUUUGACCUGGAGAAGAUCGGGCUUCAGGGUGGGUCCAUCACCAUUGAACUGCACCAGGCGCUUGGAGGGGUGCGAUUUAUGACUCGUGGGGGAGCGAGAAUCUAUCUGAUGGAGGCAAUACAGCGCAGAGGUGAACGAAUGAAAAACAGAGCCAACAUCACUGGGGCUGAAGGAGAGGUUAUUGGAAUCCUUGAGUUCUGGGUGUGUUUACACCCUCAGGUGGACCUUACAGAACAACAGCUGGAAAGAGCUAUAAGUAGAACAGCUGUAAGACACAGCAGAGUUUCAGAAUGGACUCAUUGGGAACCACAGGAGAUAUUUGAUUAUGGUGGAGGGAUACCCAAUGAGCUUGAGGUUGUACUGGAGCGUUGUGUGGGCCUCAGUACACGCUGGCCAGGACUACUUCCUGAUGCAUACUUAACUUACCGCCUUUAUGACCUGCCACUACAUGCCACACCCAUCAUUCAAUGCUGUGCGGACCCUGUCUUUGUAGACUCAGCGAGCUAUCCAUUAGCUGUAACUAUGGAUGUAUUGGAAUAUCUGAAUGUGGGCAGUCUGUGGGUGUAUGUGUUUGAUGACAGCGAAAGUCAGACUCCUCCCACUUAUCUGGCAAAGACACCAAUCCCACUACAGGCCCUUGCGGCAGGCCGACCAAUCAGAGGUGAUUAUGUGCUUAGAGACCCUGCUGGCAGUCCCAAAGGAAUAGUGAGGGUCACUCUCAGGUGGAAGUACCCUUUCCAGUCACCUGAGACACCCUCAAAACAAAGAGAAAGCGAAGGACCAGAGAAAGAGAGGAUGAUGCCCAGCGCUGAGGAACCACAGAGACCCAUUGCAAAGCCCAGGUCUCAGCUACGGCCUCCACCAGUCCAUGGACCCAAGACCACUGAGCCUCAUCCAUCCUCAUCCAUCAGAACCCCUGAGAGAGGCUCAGCCACACCCCUUCAAUUGCAGUCUAGUUCAGUCCAACAAUCGAAGGCCAGACGGAAACAACACUGCCCUGCAGCAUUGCCCGUUCAGGACAAAGUCAAACCCACAACAUCAGCUUACCCGACUCCUGCGAUGUCUGUCAAGUUACCUGAGUCAGAUGGAGUUAUGGAGUUCAGAGCAUCAGUGUCAGAGCCGAGCACCCCUCACAGCCAAAAGAGCUCUCAGAGUGACUCACAAGCACAGAAAAUUGAGACGGAGGAACAAGAUGAAGAUGAAGAUGAAGAGGAUGAGAUAGAAGACAGAGCUCAAAGUGACAUUGAUGCUCUUCAGUCGGAUGAAUCAAAAGAUUCAAGUGGAAGUGAUGUCAUCGUGAUUCCUCACCUACCAAAGCCAUGUAAAAAGGGAGACAGACUCAGAGUGGAAAUCCUGUCACUCUCUUUUAAUCCCAUCUCUAAUGUUGCACGUGACCAAUCAGUGCAUCAAGUCUAUGUAGAGUACCGCCUCCUUGGUAUUCCCAUGGAAACAACAGAAACCCCCAUGUCUCUGCGCAAACCAACAGAGGGGGAAGAGAUACACUAUAACUUUACAAGAGUGAUCCAUGUGGAUUCCAUGGAAGCAGCUCCUCUGAGACAUUACCUGUACACCAUGCUGGAAGGCACUGACCCAAACCACGGCAGGUUAAAGUUCACAGUGGUCAGUGAGCCAAUGAACGAGCAGGAUGAAUGUGAGGAUGUCGGCUAUGCCUACUUGGAUUUACGGGAACUGCUUCUAACUGGACAUGAUGUUACUGAACGACAAAUCAAUGUUAUCAGUGUGGAUGAAGAGGAGGAAGUGGUAGGAAAGCUGAAGGUAUCUGUUGAGGCUGCACAGGCCCUUACUGGAAUCUAUCAGGAAUAUCAUCAGACUGAGAAGAGUGAUAGAAGAGUACUGAAAAACAGAUCAGAGGAGGAGGAGAUGAAGAAACAUGAUGAGAUGCACGUGCUUGAUUUUGAUGUUGACAGUGAUUUUUAUUGAAAAUCUUGAAUCUUAAAAUAUACUUCAACAUGUGGCAAGCGCAAUCCAAUAAGAAGGAAGUGAAUUGAAGACUGUGCAAAGCAGAAUGGUGCCGAAGUUUGAUAAGGAUGACUAUAUAUAUAUAUAUUUCAUUUGAUAAAAGUGUGGCUGGAUAUAUGCUAAGGUUUAAUUAAAACUCUGUACUUUUGAUUCCAGCUGUCUCACUCUUGUAUCUUCUGAAAAAGGCUGAAUAAUAAACAACUCAGGUGA
Myxocyprinus asiaticus (Chinese sucker) is the source of this 4507-nucleotide messenger RNA. RefSeq names its product RPGR interacting protein 1 (gene rpgrip1). Lineage: Eukaryota; Metazoa; Chordata; Actinopteri; Cypriniformes; Catostomidae. Gene Ontology annotation, cellular component: photoreceptor connecting cilium. The transcript is spliced from 27 exons. Gene Ontology annotation, biological process: non-motile cilium assembly; retinal rod cell development. The coding region runs from base 251 to 4258 and encodes 1335 amino acids. The record is from RefSeq and is a predicted model, not a curated record.